Messenger RNA from Laetiporus sulphureus 93-53, 877 nucleotides. RefSeq lists its product as uncharacterized. The record is from RefSeq and is a predicted model, not a curated record. The transcript has a single exon. NCBI's taxonomy places the organism in Eukaryota, Fungi, Basidiomycota, Agaricomycetes, Polyporales, Laetiporaceae. Bases 184 to 711 code for a protein of 175 amino acids.
CGUGAGCAGUGCGAGCGUGGGAGCCCAUCCAAUGCGGGAGUGGCGGACGACCGCAGGUCCUCCUCUCUCACUCCGUCGCCAGCUCCUUACGACAUUUCUCCAUCUGUCUGGUAUCUUUUCAUCAUCUGCGUGCUGUGCAAUGAUCCCUGUUGUGCGAAGCUUCCGAAGCUCCGAAUCUUGUACAUGUCGGUACAACAGGCUUGCCUGGUAAUAGGCACUUUGAACCGAAGAGCCAUGCCGAAGGUCGCGUCGAGUGUAAUGUCGCGAGGCGAUGAUGGCUUCUUUGUCCAACUUCAUCGCUUAUAUCAGUCUCUGUCCGAAGAACCGCACCGGCGUCGGUGUCCGAGAGAAGACGCGUACCGUUUCUCCGACAGGAAGACCUCAUACUGCACCUCGGAUAUCGCGAUUACUCCUGCUCUGCCUACCCUUGUUCUUCUCCGGAGCAUGCGCGAUUACUAUUAUGCUGACUUGAAUUCGUACGUCUGCUGUCGCUUACUGCCAAUCGCUCCGAACGUUCGUGCGUCGGUGAGUCGCCCGAGCCUCUGCCUGCACAAAACUCGGAUUUCGAGGCCACAAGAAUCGUUGCUAUGUCAUACUCCUACAACAAUAGGACUUCUCCGGUGUUCAAUAGAUGACUCAGCGUCCCAGGCAGAUAGCAGGUCCGUAUCGCCGACAGCGGCGUGUCUGCAUCGCGAGCAGAAACCUCGAUAAACUGGAUGCGGACACGUGUCCACUUCGUUCGAUUAUUGCCUCUCUCGCGUGCAUUCUCAGGCAUGACCUAUGUUAUCAUCUAUGCUCGUGUCUGGCUCGUUUGUAUUUUGGCAAAACAACUUGUUCUGUCACAUCCACUUUCCAGGCGACAGCACUUGAGAUUCAC